CAGCACCCAAAACAGAAAGAGAGAAUCCGACCCGACUUGGGGAUUAAGUCAGUUCUCCUUCCUUUUCUCAUCAGUGUUCAUCACCGUAAUCUGAGAUUUUUACUCUCCUUAACUUAGGGAUUCUUUUCGUCUCACAGAAGUUUCGAAUUCGACAGCGAUGGAUCUCAAUCUCGAUGCGCCACACUCUAUGGGGACGACCAUUAUCGGCGUCACUUACAAUGGAGGCGUCGUUCUCGGAGCCGACUCACGUACCAGCACCGGGAUGUACGUGGCUAACCGGGCUUCAGACAAGAUCACGCAACUAACAGACAAUGUCUACGUCUGCCGUUCUGGUUCGGCUGCUGAUUCUCAGGUUGUAUCGGACUAUGUCCGCUACUUCCUUCACCAGCAUACAAUCCAGCUCGGACAGCCUGCCACUGUAAAGGUUUCGGCCAACCUUAUCAGGAUGCUCGCAUAUAAUAACAAGAACAUGCUGCAAACUGGCCUCAUAGUUGGUGGCUGGGAUAAGUAUGAAGGCGGAAAGAUCUACGGGAUUCCUCUCGGUGGAACUGUAGUUGAGCAACCGUUUGCUAUUGGAGGCUCUGGCUCUAGUUACCUUUACGGGUUCUUUGAUCAGGCGUGGAAAGAAAACAUGACCAAAGAAGAAGCCGAGCAACUUGUUGUGAAGGCGGUUUCACUUGCCAUAGCCCGUGAUGGAGCCAGUGGAGGUGUUGUACGGACUGUCAUAAUAAACUCAGAGGGAGUGACAAGAAACUUCUACCCUGGGGAUAAGCUGCAGCUUUGGCACGAGGAGUUGGAGCCCCAAAACUCCUUGUUAGACAUCCUGAACGCUGCUAGUCCUGAACCAAUGGCCAUGUGAUGCAAACAAACAAUCAUUCUAUUACUCUGUUCAAAAACAUUUUAAAUGUUUCGUUACAUUUACCAGUGUCCUACUCUAAACGAUGUUUACUUAUGGUUUUAAUUCCUCUGUGCUCAAACUCGGUUAGUAGAAAUUUUCCAUCUUUCAGCUU
Messenger RNA from Brassica rapa (field mustard), 1010 nucleotides. Its product is annotated as proteasome subunit beta type-6. Gene Ontology annotation, molecular function: threonine-type endopeptidase activity. Gene Ontology annotation, cellular component: proteasome core complex; cytoplasm. The record is from RefSeq and is a predicted model, not a curated record. Lineage: Eukaryota; Viridiplantae; Streptophyta; Magnoliopsida; Brassicales; Brassicaceae.